Molecule: messenger RNA, 2059 nt
Organism: Neomonachus schauinslandi (Hawaiian monk seal)
Lineage: Eukaryota; Metazoa; Chordata; Mammalia; Carnivora; Phocidae
Gene: IL27RA
Product: interleukin 27 receptor subunit alpha
Exons: 14
Coding region: 172-1998 (608 amino acids)
Biological process (GO): positive regulation of activated T cell proliferation; cytokine-mediated signaling pathway
Cellular component (GO): interleukin-12 receptor complex; interleukin-23 receptor complex; external side of plasma membrane
Molecular function (GO): interleukin-23 binding; interleukin-12 receptor binding; interleukin-27 receptor activity
Source: RefSeq, a predicted model, not a curated record
ACUUUCCGCCGCGGGGAAGGGGCGGGGUCCCGGAGCGCAAGGUGCGGAGGCGGCUGGGAGGGGAGGGGCGCUUCCCGUCGCCGCUCGGCGCUGGGGCGUACAGCCAGGCGAGCGGGGCGGCCGCGCUGGGCCGGCCAGGGCCUGGCGGGACUCGGGCCGCGGUGCGGCGCCAUGCGGGGGGCCCGGGCCGCCCCCUUCCGGCCGCGGCCGAAGCUGGUGCUGCUGCCUCUGCUGUUGCUGCUGGGCCACCGGACUCGGUCCCAGGACAGCCCUGGGCCACUGCAGUGCUAUGGAGUUGGACCCUUGGGCGACCUGAACUGCUCGUGGGAAGCUCUUGGGGACCUGGGAGCCCCCUCCACGCUGCACCUCCAGAGCCAGAAGUACCAUUCCAACAGAACGUGGACUGUGGCAGUGCCCACCGGACAGAGCUGGGUGACCGUCCUCCGGGAACAGCUUACCAUGUCUGAUGAACUGCUUGUCUGGGGUACCAAGGCAGGCCAGACUCUCUGGCCCCCAGUCUUCGUGAACCUGGAAACCCGAAUGAAGCCAGAUGCCCCCCGGCUGUACCCUGACGUGGACUUUUCAGAGGAUGAGCCCCUGGAGGCCACUGUCCAUUGGGCCCCGCCUGUGUGGCCACCCCAUAAGGUCUUGGUCUGCCAGUUCUACUAUCAAAGAUGCCAGGGGACAGCCUGGACCCUGCUGGAACCAGAAGUGAAGUCCAUGCCCCUGACCCCUGUUGAGAUCCAGGACCUGGAGCUGGCCACUGGCUAUGAGGUGCGUGGCCGCUGCCGAAUGGAGAAAGAAGAGGAUCUGUGGAGCGAGUGGAGCCCCAUUUUGUCCUUCCAGACACUGCCCUCUGCUCCAAAAGAUAUAUGGAUAUCUGGGAACCUCUGUGGGACACCAGGCAGACAGGAACCCCUGCUUCUAUGGAAGGAGCAGGGGCACUGCGUGCAGAUGAGCUAUAAAGUCUGGUUCCAGGCUGAAGACCAGGAGCUGAUCCAGAAGACGGCUCCCUGCUGCAGCUCCUCCAUCCCCACCCAGGCAGAGUGGGUCAGGGUGUCUGCCGUCAAUGCCACGAGCUGGGAGCCUCUCACCAACCUUUCUUUGGCCUGCUUGGGUCCCGAUGUCGCCCCCCACGGCGUGGUGGUCAGCCACAUUGCCGGCAGCACAGAGCUGCUGGUGACUUGGCAGCAGGGGUCUGGGGAGUUGCAGGAGCACGUGGUGGACUGGGCUCGAGACGGGGAUCCCCUGGAGGACCUCAACUGGAUCCGGCUUCCCCGUGAGAGCCUCAGCGCUCUGUUGCCAGGGAAUUUUGAAGGAGGGGUCCCCUACCGAAUCACAGUGACAGCAGUGUCUCCUUGGGGCUUGGCCCCUGCCCCCCCAGUCUGGAGGUUCAGAGAGGAACUGGCACCCCUAGCUGGGCCAGUGCUUUGGCGACUCCAGGAUGCCCCCCCAGGGACCCCCGCCAUAGCGUGGGGAGAGGUCCCAAGGCACCAACUCCGGGGCCAUCUCACCCACUAUACCGUGUGUGUACAGAGCGGGACCAGGCCUUCUGUCUGCAUGAAUGUGAGUGGCAGCACCCAGAACAUCACCCUGCCCGACCUUCCCUGGGGUCCUUGUGAGCUGUGGGUGACCGCAUCCACCAUCGCAGGACAGGGGCCAGCUGGUCCCAGCCUCCGGCUUCACCUACCAGAUAACACCCUGAAGUGGAAAGUUCUGCCGGGUGUCUUUCUGCUGUGGGGCUUGCUCCUGACGGGCUGUGGUGUGAGCCUGGCCACCUCUGGAAGGUGCCUCCAUCUUCGGCACAAGGUACUGCCCCGCUGGGUCUGGGAGAAGGUUCCAGAUCCGGCCAACAGCAGUUGUGGCCGGCCCCACAUGGAGGAGGUGCCGCAGGCUCAGCCCCCCGGGGACUUCCCCAUCCUGAAAGUGGAGGAGAUGGAGCCACUACCAGUUCCGGAGCCCCCCCGGCCCCCCCCCCCAGCUGGACUCUGGCUAUGAGAAACACUUCCUGCCCACCCCCGAGGAGCUGGGCCUUCUGGGCCCUCCCCCAGGUCCCAAG